This is a messenger RNA of Caenorhabditis bovis, 1236 nucleotides long. Lineage: Eukaryota; Metazoa; Nematoda; Chromadorea; Rhabditida; Rhabditidae. The record is from the annotation of a GenBank genome assembly.
AUGGACUGCGGCAUGUGGUGUGUGUUCAGCGAGCGGCGGCGGCACGUCGAGCGCCUCUGGCGUCGUCGUCUCCUCGUCACUUCCGACGAGCGACGCGCGCGUCGUCGAUUCCUUCGAUUGAUGCGCGGCUUCGACGCCGAAGACGUUGAGGUCAUCCGGAAGGCCGUCGAGUCGGGCGGCGUCGACUCGAAGGCGUGCGCGCCGGGACCGCCGAUGGACGAGCGCGUCGACGAGGAUCCGCCCGACGAGGACUCCGGUCUGAUACCGCAAAUCGAUCGACCGAUGAGUAUGCCGUACCUGUGCUGCAAAAUGUGGCGCUGGAAGGACCUUCAGGUCGACGCCGCGCUACAUCGCCUCGAAGCGCUGCCGUGGUGCCGAUUCGGAAGAGUGACGAUCAACAACGCGACCGUCUCAUGCUGCAAUCCAUACCACUACGCGCUCUGGAUUCGUCCCGAGAUCAGCGGCGGCGACGAGGACAACAUGUCGGAGAGGAACUCGAUGCAUAACAACCAUCAUCGAUCGUCAAUUAUUGGGAAUGGACAUAUCACUUAUAGGAAUCGAGAUCAUAUCCACGAACACGAAAUGAGUCGGCCGCCGGCCAAGGCGCUCGAGAUACCUGAUCGACCGCCGCCGACGAUACCCGCCGCCGGCACACCGCCGAUACCCGACGACUCGCCGCCGUGCACCUCGCGCAGUUCGACGGAGCCCGAUCUCAUCCAUUAUCAUCAUGGACACGCCAAUCAUUCGUGGGCGAGACUGACGCGAUUCGAGAGGAAGGAGCAGAUCGGCGAUCCGGUGUUCCUUCACGGCGGCUUCGUUGCCGUCGGCAUUCUGUCGAAAUCGGUGCACGACGCUCAACCGGAGUGCAGUCAAUGGGAUCUUCGGAAUGAGGUGUCUUUUGCGCUCAUCCGACAAUCCGAUCCGAUCGGAUCUGACAAUCCUGAAGACGUUUGGCUAUACAACAGUGGAACUCGUCCAUUAUUUCUCUCAAUGUCGGCGACAUCGACGAAAGACACUCUUCGACGAUUGUCGCCGGGUUACUGUAUACGGGUACAUCGCGGCGAAGCGACCAACUCGAAUCCAGCCACCGAUCGAUCGAAAAUGCGAAGGCCGAGUCGUGACCCGGCGCUCGUCUCCAACGAUCUCGUGAUAUCGGUCGGCAAAGGCUGGGGACCAAACUACUCGCGACUCUAUCUCACCGACAUUCCGUGCCGCUACGAGGUUUCAUUCGUGUGA